GUCAUACAAAACCCAAUUGUCUCUGUAUUUCUUACCGUGAAAACCAAGCCAAGUUUGAUUCUCAGGGAAGUACUUAUGCUUGAUUCUUUGUCACACGGCAAUGAAUUUACCACUUGCAUUGGCGAACAACCGAACCCUUGGAACCACCACCUUCCACCAUUACCGAUGGAAAGCUAUCCAGUUCAACAAGGGAGACGCACUUUGCCAACUGCUGAGAGAAUACAACGGAAAAGUACCGAAACCACUUGGCAAGAGGGUCACCUCUGGUAGCGGAUUGGUGGACCUGGUUCGCGAUAACAAUGGAGGCGCUGAUCACAGCUCUAUACCUGAGUGGGAAAUCGACAACACUGAGCUGGACUUUCAUAAUAGCCGAAUCAUUGGCAGGGGAGCUUUUGGAGUAGUACAGAUUGCCGUGUGGAGGGGUACGAAAGUUGCUGUUAAGAAAAUCUUGCGGUCGCUGGAACAGGAUCAGCACACCAUAAGGGAUUUCCAGGAAGAGGUUUCCUUGCUCCCUCUUCUGAGACACCCAAACAUUGUGCAGUUCAUGGGCGCAGUCACCUUGAACCCACCCCUCAUGUUGGUUACUGAAUAUCUUCCUAAAGGUGAUCUUUUCGAGAUGCUGUCCCAGGAGAAACACCUCAAUGUGCCUCAAAUACUACGUUACACUCUUGACAUUGCUCGGGGAAUGAACUAUCUUCACAGCCACAAACCGGAAGCGAUUGUGCAUCGAGACUUGAAACCAAGGAACCUUCUCUUGGGGGAUGGGGGGCAUUUGAAGGUGGCUGAUUUUGGUCUUAGCAAGCUUAUUCACCAAGGAGUGGAGAAGUACCAAAUGACUGGAGAGACAGGAAGCUUCAUUUUCAACUUUGCCAGAAGUGGUGCAGAUGCCAGCAGCAAAAAGGAAAUGGAUUACAGUGACAAAUUCGACAAUCAACAAGGAAGACAAAUUAAAAGCUACACACGAAUUGCUGACCCUGGGUCGAACAGCUGUGAUGGUGAUCUUCAAUUCUGAAGAUCACGCACGGAUUGCCUCUGAAAUGAAAUCCAGGAACUGUA
This is a messenger RNA of Chara braunii, 1056 nucleotides long. NCBI's taxonomy places the organism in Eukaryota, Viridiplantae, Streptophyta, Charophyceae, Charales, Characeae. The record is from the annotation of a GenBank genome assembly.